Molecule: messenger RNA, 1560 nt
Organism: Lotus japonicus
Lineage: Eukaryota; Viridiplantae; Streptophyta; Magnoliopsida; Fabales; Fabaceae
Product: protein SICKLE-like
Exons: 3
Coding region: 164-1201 (345 amino acids)
Biological process (GO): miRNA processing; mRNA splicing, via spliceosome
Source: RefSeq, a predicted model, not a curated record
UAUUGGGUUUUUAACACUCAUUAAACUUGACCCGAAUCCAAUAGGUUUAAAAUAAACCAAAACACCUCAGAACACACACAACCCGUGGCUACUCUGCUCGUGCGUGCUCGUUCGCCGUCGCUCUCCCCGCCGUCGCUCUCUCCGCGCCACCGCAACUCGUUAGAUGGAGGAUUCAGAGCGAAGGAAGAAAAGGUUGAAAGAAAUGCGCCAGCAAGCCGAUCUAGCUGAAGUUUCUGGUGGUAUCCAAGGUUCUGGGGUGCCUGGUUUUCUCUCAAAUCCCCUGGUUGAAACUUCUUCAACUGUGGCAUCGCAAGAUAAAUCACACGCUCCUCAUAGAUUUGACUUUUAUACUGAUCCAAUGAGUGUAUUCUCAUCUGACAAAAGGAGCAAUGCCAAUAUCCAGGCCUCACAGGGUUGUUUCCGUCCUCCAAAUAUUGGUGGUUCUCCUAUGGCACAAUUUCCAUCACCAUAUCCAGGAUCAACAAAUCCGCAGAUGACCCCCUCUCCCAGUCAAGUAUUUCCAGCACCCUAUAGAAACCCGGUUUGGAAUGGACCUAGAGGCCCUGCUCCCUAUAACUUCCCAUUCCAUCCAUCAGGUGGUGGUACCUAUCCAAAUCCUAGAUUUGAACCAUCAAGCAGCCCAUCAUAUAACUACAGACCCAGCUAUAGUCCGAAUCCUUCUCCAGGAUACACGAACACUCCAAGUCCUAGAUUCGAACCAUCAAGAAGCCCAUCAUAUAACUACAGGCCCAACUAUAGUCCGAAUCCUUCUCCAGGAUACACGAACAAUCCAAGCCCUAGUCGAGGGCGAGGUAGGGGCUCCUGGCAGAACACCAGAAGCCCUGUUUCAGGAAGGGGUGGUGGACAAGGCCGGAGUUCUCGCGGGCACUGGUCCAACGAGGACCAAUCUAUUGCUCCAGAACGAUAUUACAAGAGGUCCAUGAUUGAAGAUCCGUGGAAGUUUUUGCAGCCUGUAAUAUGGAAGGCAGUGGGUAUUUCUUUUAACACUGCACCUGCACCUGCACCUGCACCUGCAUCUGCACCUGCGCCUGAGAAUUCAAAAUCCUGGACUUCAAAGUCGGUAAGCACAAAAAGGGAUGGUUCAUCUGCUGCUCCUGUCAAGUUCAGUUCGGAACCAAGCCUUGCAGAGUACUUGGCUUCUGCGCUCAAUGAAGCUGCUGAAAGUGCAGAAAAAGAAUGAUAGCAGCUGGGAGUUCCUCCAUCAUGAUGUUGCCUAGGGAAAGGAAUGCCCAACCAAUUAAGAAACUACAAGAUUAAACAAGAACUCAUGUCAUGGAUGAAUGCCAGGGGCUCAGCUGUGUUGUGUUAGUGUAUAUAUUUUAUAUACUAAACACCCUGACAAGCUUUUAGGAAUGUAUUUGGGUUACUGACAUGCAACAAUUAGUUGACCAAUUGUAUACUAUAUUUUCUGAAUUGUACUGUAAUUUUUUUUAGUACAGGUACAAGGUUCAUGCUCGCUCUGGCCAGAAAUUGUUAAACCGUGUAACCAAAUUUUGAGUGUAAUAUGUUCGAUUCGUGUUAAAUUGUUUGGCAUAACAA